Messenger RNA from Dovyalis caffra, 585 nucleotides. Lineage: Eukaryota; Viridiplantae; Streptophyta; Magnoliopsida; Malpighiales; Salicaceae. The record is from the annotation of a GenBank genome assembly.
AUGAUGUCCUUAGGAAGGACAACAGAGUGGUGUAAACCCAAUGGGUUAGGCACCAAGCAUGUCCUUAAGGUCACACAGACCCCAAAAACACCGAUGGUCUGUCCUUUGCCCCCACAACCCCACAUGACAUUGCUUCUCUAUCUGCCUCAAUCCACCCCCAUAAAUACCCUACAAUCCUUUCAGCCUUUUCACACUCUCCUUACCCUCUCUCACUUACCGCAACUCAAAGCCCAGAGGCUCUCUUCUCUUUCAAACUUCACUCUCCAGAAAAUGGCUAUCCGGAAGUCAAACAAGUUGCCUCAGACAGCAGUUAUCAAGCAGAUCCUCAAGAGGUGCUCAAGCUUAGGAAGGAAACAAGGGUACCAUGACCCAGAAGGCCUUCCUUUGGACGUCCCGAAAGGUCACUUUGUUGUAUACGUUGGUGAAAACAGAAGCAGAUACAUUGUGCCUAUCUCUAUCUUGAGUAGUCCUGAGUUUCAAACUUUGCUUCAACAAGCAGAAGAAGAAUUUGGGUUCGAUCAUGAUAUGGGUCUUACCAUUCCUUGUGAAGAAGUUGUUUUUCAGUCCAUUCUGAUCAGAUACUGA